ACGAGCGAGAGGGUCGGGGGGAGAUACAGCGAGUGAGAGAGGGGAAAGGGGUCUGGGUUAGGUGCCCAGUGUGAAUGACCUGGCUCGGGUUACAUUACGUCUCGAGGUGAGUUCCUAGUGAAGAGGCGCAUACGUUCGGAGUCGUCGAAGAUGAGGGGCGCCAAUCAGGACUCCUCGACUCCGUACUGUCGAUGUCGUGUCCUCUAUCUCGGCAGCUCGGUACCUCACACCAGCAAAGAGGGUCUCCUCGGUGUCCAGGAACCGCUCAGCGAGCUUUAUCCGGAGCAGGGUGCGUUAGGUGCGCGUGGCAUCGACUCCUGGCUCAGCGUAUGGAGCAACGGCCUGCUCCUCGAGAACGUGGACGAGCAUCGCAAAAAGGUCACGCGCUUCUUCCCCAUCGAGGCUCUCCACUAUUGCGCGGCCGUUCGACACGUAACCUCGGCCAAGCGUUUCUUCCCUCUGGACUCGCCAUUCGCGCGCAUACCCAGUGCCAACCGACCACCGUUGUUUGCCGCCGUCCUUCGCAGGACCACCGGCAUCAAGGUCCUCGAGUGCCACGCCUUCAUCUGUAAGCGCGACAUGGCCGCGAACGCUCUAGUGCGCUGCUGUUUCCACGCUUACGCCGACAGCCGCUUCGCCAAGGGCCUCGAGCCCAAUGGUAACGGUGCCAGCACCCCGACCAACAACCAAUCGACCAGCAGCCUUUAUCACACCCUCGGGGGCUCGAGCACGACCUUGGCCGAUAACAGCGGCAGCUCGCCGAGUUCGAAGCUCGAGACGGGCUCGAACGACGACGUGGGCAGCCUCUACAACGGUGACGAAAAUCAUAAGGUUUGGGCCCGGGGCAGGGACGACAUCGACGGCCUCUACCAGGAACAGGGCACACUACGCAGCACAAAGGGUUCGAGACCCCGUCAACUAAUAGCCCCCCAGCCCCCACCACCGCCACCGCCCACGCAACCCCUCAUGAUCGAUGAGUCUAAUACGUCGUCCAGCCGCAAGAAGGCCAGCAAGAAGCUCAAGAAGCUCAAGAACCGCACCCUCCACGACGAUCAGAUGCAACAGCAUCUCUACGCGCAACAAGUCCAGCAGCAGCAGCAGCAGCAGCACCAUCACCAUCACCACCAAGCGACCAUUUACGCGAACGGCCACGGACAUCACACCCUCGGGCAUCCGAUUCCGAGACAACAGCAACAAACGCAGCAGCAACAGCAACAACAACAUCAGCAGCAGCAGCAGCAGCAACAACAACAACAACAACAACAGCAGCAGCAGCAGCAGCCGUUAUCCCAUCAUGGUUACCAUCCACAUCAAAUGGCACCGGGCAGUCGUUCGGUCGCCGGAACCCUGGCGAGACCGGCUCCGGUUCUUCUCGUGCCGGCGGCGACCCUACCCCGCAAGGCCCACCAUCACCCUACCCGCGGCAUGAGGCCCAUCCCCGCGGCGGCACCCAUAGUACCGGUCUACGCACCGCUCCCGGUAGUCCCGGGACCCCCCUCGGCCUUGUUCCCGGGCGGUUACGGUACGACCGGGAACCGCGGCCGACGGCACCACCACCCCCAGGAUCCGAUGGACUCGAGCCUCUCCGUUCAGUCGAGGCGAAUGGCCGCCUCGCACGCGGAUCUUAGCGUAACCCCGUUGCCGUCCGAGGGGAUGCACUACAAUAAUCAUCGGAGCUCGGACAGUCCGGAGAACGAGUCUCGUUUCGGUACGGGAAUCUAUCGGCGUAAGGGUCACCUAAACGAGAGAGCCUUUUCUUACAGCAUCCGGGCGGAGCAUCGGAGCAGGAGCCACGGGAGCCUAGCCUCACUUGGCUUCGCCGGCGUACAACAAAAUGGCGGUCCGCCGGGCCUUCCGCCCAAGGAGGAGAAGAAGGAUCGCGAGAUCGCGCAGAUGGUCGCGGCACUGAGUCUGGAGGACGGACUGAUAUUGGACGCGCGCGGACACCUCGUGCAACACGCCAAGAACGGGAACGGAUACCACCCGCAACAGAAUCAUCAUCAUCAUCAACAUCAUAAUCAUCAUCAGCAACAGCAGCAGCAGCAGCAGCAGCAGCAGCAGCAACAACAAUUUAAUCAGCACCAGCAGCAUCCCCAGCCCCUGCCCAGACCCAGACCACGUUAAGCUGCUUAAUGCGCUUAAUGGGCGCGACGACGAUCGACUCCGAGCACUUUUACCAUUCAUUUGGCUCCCCCUCGUUAUUCGCAGGUUAUGUGUGCUUUUUUUUUCUUUUU
Molecule: messenger RNA, 2234 nt
Organism: Ceratosolen solmsi marchali
Lineage: Eukaryota; Metazoa; Arthropoda; Insecta; Hymenoptera; Agaonidae
Product: myb-like protein I
Exons: 1
Coding region: 151-2124 (657 amino acids)
Source: RefSeq, a predicted model, not a curated record